AUGUCAACAUCAGCAUUAACAUCUUCACCAUCAAUAUUGAAUGCUAAUGGUACAUCCAUGGCCGGGGUGAAUGAACCCUUGCAAAACAACUUUCUGCUGGAGAAACGACGUCGCAUGAGCAUCCAAGCCAUGCGCAACAAAUCGGGCUUUAUUCCAAGAUCUAGUGCUCUCUCCUCUCACCCAGGACUGUACCAAGAUUAUGCUACAUCAUUAGAGGAAGAACACGAGGGCAUGAAUAAUCAUUUAGAAAGAAGACUAAGCACAACGUAUAAUAGUUUGCUUGUUAAAGAUACCGUAGGGUUGGCUGGUGAUAGUGAGAUGAGAGAGCAAUCUCCAUUAGUAGGAAUAACUGAAUCAAUGGGUGGUCAACUUAGUCCUCCUCCUGUUGGAAAGUUUGAAGCUGAAUCAACAACUUUACGUAUGGGUGAUGAUGAUGGCAAUCAUACGUUUGUUAACAAUAGCAAUUAUUUCAAUAAUUCCAUUGUUACAGGCCAAGCAUUAGUGGAAUCAGAAUAUGCACCGUUAUAUACUGAUGAAGAAGGUAAUUUGGUUCGUCCACCAUUCAUCAAUUUGGAUCCUAAGGAGAGAUAUGAGUUGCUUAAGUUGAAGAGAGCCAUGAGAGAAAGACAACAUUUGGAGAACCGUUUAAAGUAUAUGGUGGAUCCUAAUGAAACCUCCUCUACUACAAUCUCUAAAAAUAUGGUGGAAACAUCAACUCAAACACGCGAUCCCAAUUACCUUGAAAAGUCAUUGCAUUUCGUCAAUUUAAAGCGUAAACUCAAAUCCAGCAGUGGAUUACGCAAUGCCAAACGUAGAAAGAACAACAGAGGUUACUUUGUCGCUGAAUUUUUCUAUGAUGUAACUAAUGAAGAGAAUAAUGAGCACCAAAAGUCUGUCACCAGUAAAUAUGAUGGUUACUUGGGUCUGGUUAGCAAACCUCUGUUCAAAGCAGAAACAGGAAAGGUUACUGAAUCAAGUGGUAAAGAGGUCGAACUUCAAAAUACAUUGAAGAGUAGUACCAAAAUACGGCUCCAAUUGGAUUCGGAUUUCAUUAAGGAGAAGGAAAGUUUGGCUAAUGUUGUCAAAAUAAAGGAGCCAAUUUCUUCCGUCACAAACACUUCAAGCCAUGAACCUCCUAAUAACCCCACCCAACCUAGUGCAGGUUUUACAUUUAACAUCAACAAGACAGAAAUACAAAACAUUGUUUCUCAACGGAAGGAAUUAGAUAAGAAAACUUCAGAAAAGGCUCAAGAAUUGAAAGAGCAUCAUAAUAAUGACGAACAAGAUCUCCCACGAAAGAAAAGAGCAGGAGGAUCUUCAUUAUUUGGUAGUAGCAUUUCUUCCACUAAUGUUGACGGGUCGUCAAUACCCACUUUGCCAAAGUUAAGCUUUGGGAGCGGUUCUCAAUCUACAUCAGGAAGUUUAUUUGGGUCUGGAACACAAGCAUUAUCUAAAUCAUCUGGUGGACUUCUUAAGCCAGCUAAUACCACCAAAUCCACUCCAUCAUUUAGUUUCGGACUUUCUCAAAAUGCCAGCAUCGCUUCUAAAGGAAAGGAUGAACAAGGUACCAAGAAGGGCGAGACUGCUUCUUCAUCACUCCUGAUAAAUAAGAGAUCUCGAGAUGACGACAACAAAGAAACAGAAAGCAAAACACCAAUACAAACACCUGUACCUUCAUCUGGUUUAAAUUUUGCUCCCAAGAGCUCUAUUGAAGCUAUCAGAACUCCUCUUUUUGGAGGAAACAAUAAUAGUAGUUCAGCCAAUGAAAUUCCCAAGUUUACCUUUGGAGCGUCAACUAAACCAUCAGAUGCAUCUGCAGAACCAAAACCCACAACUCCUACUACAGCAUCAUCAUUAUCAACUACUUCAGGUGAAUCUACUAAGGAUACUUCGAAGCCAGUAUUCAGUUUUAGAGGUGAAAAGAAAGAUACCACAACACCUUCAUUUUCUUUUGGUGCUCCCGUGAAAUCUGCUACUGAAGACAAGAAUACUACUAAUGAUCUUCCCACCAAGAAUUCAGAGAUACUCGACUCUACAGAGAAACCCGCAUCAUCUAAACCAUUGUUUGCGUUUGGUGAUAAUGAUGGUUCAGUGAAACCAGCUGGUAGUCUUGCAUUUACUUUUGGAGGUAGUGAGAAGAAGACAGACACAAUUCCAAAGCCUAGCAUUUCAUUUGGAGGGAUUAAGGCCAAUGAUGGGACUAGUGAAUCACCUAAGCCAUUUAAUUUUGGUGCUCCUGCUGCUGAUAAAGGUUCGAAUACACCCAAGCCUUUAUUUAGCUUUGGGAGUACUAAAGAGCCAGUUUCUACAGCUUCGAAGCCACUUUUUGGGCUUGGAACACUGGCCAAUGCAUCAACUUCUACAGUUACGUCACAACCCACCAAAGAGAACGGGAUAACGUUUUCUUUUGGAGAUACGGCUAAUAAAGAUCCAGCACAGAUCUUUGGUGCGUCAUCUAACACCAACAGCAAUAACAAAAAUAACAAUAAUAUGGGUUUUACUUUUGGGCUGAACAAUGGUACUACAAGCACUAAAUUGAAUGUUCCUGGCACUAAUAAUGAAAGCGUUUCGUCGACUCUGGUAUGGGGAUCGGGCACCGGUACUCCUAUUUCUGGAGCUGGAACCGGAGCCGGGGCUGGAACAGGAUCUGGGCCUGGAGUUGGACCUGGGCCUGGACCUGGAGGAUUUGGGUUUUCAUUUGGAGGUGCUAAUGCUAAUGCUAACAAGCCACCACCAUUUGGCGGUAGUAUUCAACCACAGGGAGGAUUUACGUUUGGAGAGAGCAAGGCUGAACCCCCGCAAUUUGGAUUCAGUAGAGAAACUACACCAGUAAACAAUAGUGCAGGAGGAGGCCCAUUUGCGUCGCCAGCAUUUGGAGGAGUUAACAGAGCAGGAGGCAUUGGUAGCAAUCCAGGAGGAUUUGGAGGAGUUCAACCAGGAGGAUUUAACUUUACUGGAAGCAUCUCAAGUAAAGAAAAUACUCCUGAUCCCGCGAUGAUCUUUGGAGGUAUAGGUAACAAUAUUAAUAGUAAUAGUGCCAACAAUGUGGCUGGAGGAUUUGGUAAUGGUAGUGGAGGGUUUGAUGCAGGAACAGGCCCAGUUAUUGCCAGUCGAAAGAUUGCUCAUCCCAGACGUCGUGGAGCUCGGUGA
Molecule: messenger RNA, 3150 nt
Organism: Lizanozyma spartinae
Lineage: Eukaryota; Fungi; Ascomycota; Pichiomycetes; Serinales; Debaryomycetaceae
Product: FG-nucleoporin
Exons: 1
Coding region: 1-3150 (1049 amino acids)
Source: RefSeq, a predicted model, not a curated record